GUACUAUUCUGUGCGUGUCUCGUCGCUCUGAAGACCCUUUGCUGGGCGGCGUCGUGUUGCUCGGCGGCUGUGCGUAACCUAGCGGUGGGGAGAGACCGGGCUGCGAUUAUGGUUGGGAGAGAGCGAAGGUGGACAGGCAGUCGGAUUUAACACGGAGAAACGGUUUGACUUGAUGGCUCCGAAACCGGACCCGAGACCUAAAUUUCAAGAAGGUGCUGAUGGACUUGCUGUCUUUUAAUAAAACAGAAUAUGCUGGAAUCACUCAGCAUCUGUGGAGAGAGGAAGGUGAACGUGUCUUGUGUUUCCAUGGGCCAUUGCUUUACGAGGCUAAGUGCGUAAAGGUUGCUAUAAAGGACAAACAAGUGAAAUACUUCAUACAUUAUAGUGGCUGGAAUAAGAAGACAAUCCCUACAUCCCUGGAAGCACUUUUGGAGAACCCUGCUGCAAUGACACUGAGUUGGGAUGAAUGGGUUCCAGAAAGCAGAGUGCUGAAGUAUGUGGACACAAACCUGCAAAAGCAGAAAGAACUACAAAAGGCUAAUCAAGAGCAAUGGGCAGAGGGCAAGAUGAGGGGCGCUGCACCGGCCAAGAAGGCUUCCACAAUGCAACAAAAGAAUGUUGAAAUAAAAACAAAGAAGAAUAAACAGAAAGCCCCCACAGCUGGUGAUGGAAGUAGCACCAGUGAAACGCCACAACCACCCAGGAAGAAAAGGGCAAGAGUGGACCCCACAAUGGAAAGUGAGGAGACAUUUAUGAACAGGGUUGAAGUAAAGGUAAAAAUACCAGAGGAGUUGAAACCAUGGCUCGUGGAUGAUUGGGACCUGAUCACUCGUCAAAAACAGCUGUUUCACUUGCCUGCUAAAAAGAAUGUUGACACUGUUCUGGAAGAGUAUGCUAACUACAAAAAGUCACGUGGGAACACUGACAAUAACAAGGAAUAUGCUGUUAAUGAAGUAGUUGCAGGAAUAAAGGAAUACUUCAAUGUGAUGUUGGGGACUCAGCUGCUGUACAAAUUUGAGCGUCCACAAUAUGCAGAGAUCCUGGCAGAUCACCCUGAUGCAUCUAUGGCACAGAUUUACGGAGCACCACAUCUCCUUCGAUUGUUUGUGCGAAUAGGAGCAAUGCUAGCGUACACACCUUUGGAUGAGAAGAGUUUGGCCUUGCUGCUAAAUUACUUGCACGAUUUCUUAAAGUACUUGGUGAAGAAUGCUUCAAGUCUCUUCAGUCCAAGUGAUUAUGAAGUGGCACCACCAGAAUAUCAUCGAAAGGCCGUGUGACUGUGCUAACUGUAAUUUCACCUUUUGGUAAUGAUUUCUUUUUGUAUUUAACUUUUUUUUGUACAGGUUUUUUUUAACCAAUUUGAAGUACAGCAGUUGUUGCCGCUGGUACCUGCAGCAAUGAGGUUCCAAAUGUAAUUUGUAAACCAUUUUAGUAGACUUUUACCAUUGAUGGUUUUUCAUCCUCUGGUAGUCUUUUUGGCAAAUGGAGUGUGGGUAGUGGAGCCAGUGUGGAGUAAACCAGAUACUUUAAUUCCUGAAUGGUUUGGUUUUUAUCCUCGGAUACAAACAUUAAAAAUGUUCUUAAUCAUGGUUAUGUUGUAAACAUCCAGUUUAUGCUUAUUGGUUAUAUCAUAGCCCUGGUUUUUGGGCUGAUAAAUUAGUUUGAACUUGGGUUCCAUGAUAACAAAGAACAAGUUUGUAAUUUUUCAGCUCUUGAUGAUACAAGGAGGUGGAUUUUAACUGUACCACAUGCUGCAUGUGGAUUUCUAUCCAUUUGUGGAAAAUGCAUUUAAUAGUCAGAUUUUUUUUGUUUGUAAAAAUGCACUGUUGAGUGCUUAAUACCGAUGGAAAAUGGAAGCAACUUCCAUUCCACACUUUCAACCUGGAGAAGGAAGCAAAUUCCUGUAAAAGUGAGCUUUGAAAAGCUAAUUAAAUUCUCUUGGCAGGAAAGAAGAAACAUUUUUCUUCCUCCUUGCCUGAGGGUGCUGAUCUGUCUGGGGUGCAGUCACACUCCACGUUUUUAGCAGUGUUCUGGCAUCCUUCUGCGAUAGCCGUUUUUCAUGUGUGAACCAUAUCAAGGGCACACACAACAAGCUCUGAAGUCAUUAAACAGCAUUUGGUUCAGAUCCCUGUCGAACCGUCUGCUCUGGCUACUUGGGUUAGAAACCCUUCAGCCCAGACUGGGACGUCUUCCCUGUUGUGGAUGCCAAGUCUACACUCGGGUAGUCUGUAGGGGAAGGGUGAUGCAUUGGGGAAGGUGAUGUAUUGUUUCCUCAAAUUUUGUACAGAACUAACUUGUGUUGAAACUUUUGCUGGUUAAUCAGAGUUUACUUUGCUGAAAGUCUUACGAUAGUGAUGCAGCCAACAGCUGAUGGACUUCCUCGCCAAUCUGCACAGGACUACAGGGAAUCACAAAAGCAUUGUCAAAAGCCUGUGCACAGCAGUGCGGGAGUGGGACAGAGCAGCCUAACCAUAUACAACUCAAGAAAUCUCCAUUCCUGCACAAAUUGUAUAUAGAAAAACCUUUGUGGCACCAAUGACAGUGAUAUCACCAGGAAGGACAAAGUGCGAGAUUCUACCAGAGAAAUAUAUUGCCAUCCCUGGUACAUUGGCUUUGUACAGCAAACAGAGCUGUCACUCUACUGCAUAACAUCAAUAAAUGGAUCUUUUUGGGAGUCGAUUUUCCAAAGAUGCAGUUAUGUAAAAUCUUCUGUUUUUUUUAGAUUCUUCUCUGCAUUUGUAUUUGAUAAUGUACAAUAUUCAAAUUCAUGUUCAUUUUUUAUACAACUUAUUAUAAGUAAACCUGUGGACUUUUCAAAGUCUGUUUCUGUUCAUUGAAGACUGGGCAAGUCUAAGAACUUGUACCUGAGAAUGGAAGGUCCAAUCUGAUGCUCACUUUCAACGCGCAUCAGAACUUGAUGAGACUUGCCUGUUGUUUGUGUACAUAAAUAAAAAUUGUAUCCUUGUGUUUGUAAAUUCCAGUAAAAUGUUGAAUGAUG
Molecule: messenger RNA, 2998 nt
Organism: Amblyraja radiata (thorny skate)
Lineage: Eukaryota; Metazoa; Chordata; Chondrichthyes; Rajiformes; Rajidae
Gene: morf4l1
Product: mortality factor 4 like 1
Exons: 14
Coding region: 219-1277 (352 amino acids)
Biological process (GO): regulation of DNA-templated transcription; chromatin organization
Cellular component (GO): NuA4 histone acetyltransferase complex; nucleus
Source: RefSeq, a predicted model, not a curated record